GAAUCUAGAUUUUUGACUCACAGUUUAAUGCUUGUUCCAUUUUGCAGGCUUCUAUUUUUUUAAAGUGUUGUAAUACUUUUAAAGCGCUUAGCACAGAGCCUAGUGCAUAGUAAGUGCUCAAUAAAUGUUAGCUAUUAUCACAUAAAAUUUUUAUAAAACCAAACAAUAAAAUAUCUUUAUAUUUUCUCAAAUUAACUUCCCAAAUUGUUAAAUAUUAGUAUGAUUUUAUCAUCUCUGUUAAUGUCAGAUCUGUUGAUCUCCCAUUUCUGUUAAUGUAAUCUCUGUUAAUAGAAGAAGGGAAUUAAAAGUAUUAUAAAUUCCCAUCAGACAUUAUAGGAUAAUUGAAUAACUGAAGAAGACAUCUGAUGACUAUCUUAACCAGUUUCAAGUAAAAAUCAAUAAUUUGAUUUGGAACUCUCCCAGUAUAAUGAAAAGCAAAGUUUUGAUAGGUAUCAGAAUAGUUUGUCAUAACACUUUACCUUCCAAAUUGAUUCGAAGUGGGAGGAUGAAAUUUAUUUCAUAUACAAACAUGGUUUCCGUUUACUUUUUUCUGUCUAUCUUUUGUGGCUUUUCUCUUUUUUGCUAUGGAACACAAUUUUGUUAAUAUAGAAUUAGUAGAUAAAAGUUACUCUGUAUUAACAGUUUCUCCAAUUAAACCAAGAAAUGUAUUUUCAAAGCUUAUUACAUAAAAAAAUUGUUUAUCUACAAAUAUUUAUCCUAGUUGUUGAAGGACUGUUAUUAGCUAGUAAUUUAUUCUGUUUACCCUGUGUUUUAGUAUGGCUUUCACCCUUCUGGUAACCCUCAGUAUAGACAUAUCUAGCUAUUUUAAAGCUACCUUUUAUUUCUUUAGAGCAACUGCAGAGAACUUACUUUAUCUUUUGGAAGACCACCGUUUAUCACAGCAGAAAGUAGAUAUGGAUUGGAGAAAAAUUGUAUUUGAGAAACUAAGGUUAUUUUGUAAAGGAUAAUGGCAAUUACUAUAGUUAUAAUUAGCUAUCUGGAUUUUUUAAAAUUCUGGUCUAAUUUUUUUAACCUACAAAUGUGAAAUUCUAACUGGGCUAAGAUAUGGAAUGGGUUAGGUUUGAAAUGCAGUUAUAUCAUUGGUAUGACAGACAUUUAUGUUUUUGUUUUUAAGGACAUACAAAGAUUAAUACAUGAGGAAAUUUAUUUUCAUUAGAAAAAGAAUUUUUAAGGUACUUACUAGUUUAAAAAGAAGCCAUGUAUGGCAAACAUUUUCCACUGGAGUUCAGUAUAUUAAAUAGCUAUAUUCCUGUAACAUUGGUGAAGCAACAUUUUGAAUGUAUGGCUUACUCUUUUAAAGUGACAUUUUAAGUAUUAGAGUACAGAAAAAUUGAACCUUAGAUCAACUGGAACUGUAAUAUUUCAGGUCAGGGUGUAAUUAUUUUUUUCCAAGAUAUUGAUCUAGAAGCUAUAACUAGUGGAAGAAGAAAGAGUCUAGGUUGCCAAUUUCUGUCUGUUAGGACAGACCCAAGAAAGCCAAAUAGGUCAUUCGGCUGGUAGGUAAUCUGAACAAACACCUUGUCAGACAGCAGAACACAAGCUACCAUGUGGGUCUUGAGGGUUAAGGUUUUAAUAAUUUAAGUCAGAAUGACAAAACUUAAGGGACUGAGUUGAAUGAAAGAUGGAGAGAUAAGGAAUUAGUAGGUGAGUGUAGAUUAGAGAUAUUAUUCUUAUGGCAACUUACUGUAAUUGCACAUUGAGAUUGGUUUAACUAAAAGUUCGUUUCCCAAGUGCAUUGAGUACCACUAUCAAUUCUGUUCAGUUGGCAAACUUUAAUUGUAAUUUGUGCCAUUAAAAUGUGAGAUCUACUAUCUAUUGUGUGUUCUUGAUGGUUAGAAAGGUUAGAGGUGGAAGAGAUACAGAAGGAAGAGUGCCCUCUCUAAGAGUCACUGAGAUUAAACAAGAAAGGGAGUUCGUCUUGGAAUAGAUACAGAAGUGCUUAAACUUAGAUUUGGCUAGAUUUGGGUGGAAGUGAUUAUGCAGUGCCAUGAAGUAGCCAGAAAAUACUGGAACAGAGACUUGUAUGGUCUUCGGUUCUAGUAUAGUAUGAUUGUAUCCAAAUAUGUAAGAGACUUUUCAUCCAAGAAUUCACGUGAAUACUGUACAUGGAAUGAUAACUAUAGAAACCAAUGAACAUACUCUUGUAUUCAAGUUGCAUAAUGUUUCCUAUUUGUUAUAUUUAAGCGUGUGAUAAGCUUUCAGGUGAAUUAAGUCCUCACUUAACGUAAGUUUUUUUGAAACUGCGACUUGAAGCAAAACUACAUAUAACAAAACCAAUUUUUUGUUCUCAUCAACAUUACAAUGGAAUGAUGUUGAAUGAAACAACACUAUUCAAGGACCUGCUGUAUGUUUUUUUGCCUAAAAUCACAGUUUCCAAGAAUGAUCAGUGGCAUUAAGUGAAGACUUACUGUACACCUUAUGGGCUUCAAGAUCCAUGAGCUCCCUUAAGCUGUCUCCUAGAUUAGAAUCAACAGAGAACCAGGAAUUAAUUUCUUCUGGAUAGUUAAAGCAUUGGAAUUAAGUGGUUGAUAGUUGCAUUUACCUUUUCUUAGUUACCAACAGGAUCUAGGGCCUUGUAAGAUUGGAGAAAAAGGAAACUGUCAUUUACUGAGUGCUUUCUAUGUGCAUAUUAUCUUACAGGUACCUAGCUUAUCAAAAUAUCUGGGUGAAUUCAUUGUACAAAUUUGUGUCUGAAUUCUCUGAGGACCCAGGCAUCUAGUUGGAAGAGGAGCUAAAUCUAUCUUUCUAAGUUCUGGACUCCUAGCUUGAGAACAAUGACAUAGUCUCAUGCUUACAGCAGACAUUUCUUUGGCCUCCUGCUUUAAGAACACCUAUGUGAAAGCUACUUGCUUCAUAGAGAACCCAGAGCACAGGUGGGAUGGUUCAGAAGUGAUGCUAUCAGCUAUGUAAAUAGGUGCAUGACAUAUUUUGGUUGCUUUCGGAAAUUGUAGGACCAUUGAAUAGAUACUAAAUGCUUAGUAAUAAGUACAGAGUGCUCUAGGAUUUCUUGCUGUUUUGAACACAUGUUUUAUAGUUGGGGAAGAUAGGACAUAUUUAUAUGUAAAAUAUUAAAAAACAGCCUGUGAUGCUAAUACAUAGAUUAAAAGAUACCAUGUGCAGAAUGGUGUAGACAGACCUUUAGGAAGCAAAUUCUGUCUAUACCAUUCUCCUUGAGGAGAACCAGAAAAAAAAAAAAAAAAAAAAGAAGGUAAGCUAUAGUGGUAUGGAAAAGCUUCAAAAAGGAGGUAGGAAUUAAAGUUGACAAAUGCUUAUCGGUCCCUACCAUACAUGUUGUGCCAUUCUAGAUACUGCAGAUGUGUGGUAGAAGAGAUCAUCCUCAUUUAUGCCAUCUCUGCGUAGUGUACCUACUGCUAUGGUGUUGCUGCAUUAUUUAUUGCAUGUCUUCAUUGCCUUUGUAUCCUCUGUACUUUGCAUAUGACAAGCACUCAGUAAAUCUUGAAUGCAUGAUGAACAAGAGGCAGUCUCAUAUAAUCUAGUAGGAUAAGUACACAAAUGAUUUUACUAUGUAGUAGAGUAAGAAGUUCAAGGUUAUUUGGAUAUUUCAGAAGAGAUAGGGCACAUUCAGGAUGGUACGGCUGUAGACUAUUUGGAUAUUUCAAAGGCAGGAGUAAUCACGUAUCUUGGAAAAUGAUUAGGAAAAGAAUUUACUGAUGAGAUUAUAUUUGGGAUUAGCAUUGAACGGACUGUGAGUAAAGUUGUUUUAGCAGUGGGAAUAACAUCCACAGCAUGGGAUAGAUUUAGGAAUGGCCUGCUUUAUCAAGACUGGAGAAACCUGUUAGGCUGUUACAUUGAUUCAGCAAGAAGUACAGUCUUCACAUUUCUGAGGGAUUUAUUUCAAGAUCAUUGCUACUUUUCAAGUUAAAGAACACAGCUAUAGAAUAACAUUUUCCACCAUAAAACAUCUUUUUUGUGUGUGUGAAAACCAUCACUUCAUUAGACUGUCUUAUUUUAUCUUCACUUUUGGUACCACCUGUUGGCUUUCUUGUCAUAGGUAUGUCACACAAACACACACACACAGAGAGAGAGAGAGAGCGAGCUAAUAUUUAUUGAAUAUUAUUUACUGUGUAUCAGAUGUGAUUUUAAGUAUUUAUGUGAAUUAACUCAUUUAACCUUCACAACAGCUCCCUGAGAGGUUAAGGAAUUUGCUCAAGGUUACACAGAUUGUAAGUAGUAGAGCCAGGAUUAUAUUACUUUGUAAGAGUAACUAUGUGAACAUGAGCUGAAAACAUCAGUUUCUUUGAAACCUGAAUGCCAUGACCCUAGAAAGCCAUUUGUACAUAGUAGAAACUACCAGUGUUAAAUCCACAGGUGCCAAGAAUCUGUUGAAUUAAGACAUUAUGAUAGAAUGUAUUCUAAUAAUUAUGUAUUUAUUGGGUGCCUACAAUGAAUGAGGUAUUAUUUCAAGAUAUAAGUAGGAAUAUAGCAAAUAACAAAUGUCCUGUUUUUAUGGAGAGAGGGAGAGAGAAUGUUACUAAUACUGCAGUAGUCCAGGCAAAAAAAAAAAAAAUACGAUGACUUGGACUAGUGGAGGUGUUGAGAAGUGAUCAGAUUUGGUACAUUUUGUAGAUAGAGCUAAUGGGACUUGAUGAUAUAGGAGUGAAAGAAAGGGAUCAAGAAUGAUUUCUAAGGUUUCAGACCUGCAAACCUUUGUGAAUGAGUGCCACUAAUUUAGAGCAGAAAUUUAGGUUGAGGGAGUGUAGAGUGUACUUGGGAGAUCCACAGAGCUGUUCCACAGGUAAAGAUUCUGUGGCACUCCUCUAAAGAUCCAGCCAGAUAUUGAGACUCUCAGCUGAUUCGAGCACAGCAGCCACUUCUCAUAGUUGUUGAAGCCACUUAGCUCCAUCCAUGUUUCUUGUCUCAUACAUUCUUAGCACCUAGAAGGCAAAGUCUGUUCCUCCUCCAGGUAUAUAACUUGUCCUUAUUUUCAUAUAUCUUGUCAUUCUCUCAGACUAAACUAUUGUAACAUUUAUACCCACCUGACUCCCCACCACUGCCACCACCAAACACCUGGCUAAGUCUCAUACGUUAUUUAAUUCAUAUACUAUCUUCUGUCUCCUCCAGGAAAAUUUUUCUGCUCCCAGACUCACUCUAUUCCCAAGUCUGAGUUAGUGUGGUCCCUCCUACAAGCGCUCAAGCACUCCAUGUCUAAUGCAUGUAAACACCUUGGUCAUAGCACUUAUUUAUUUUUAAGUAGUCUUUUGUAUCUCUAGAACAAGAGAAGGGAAAGUAUUCUUGGUGAGGAGUUAGAUAUGAGUAGUAAAGGACAGAUUGGAGGAAAGGAAUAGAGAAAGAAGAAAGAAGAUUAUAAAUCAGAUAUGUAGUGUGUAAACAGAGUAAAAUGUCUGUUAACGUUAGAAAACAUCUUUGGGUCUUGACAGAAUUUUAAUACUCUAGAACAGUGGUUCUCAACCCUGACUGCACCCAUAGAAAUACCUGGGGAAUUUUAAAAAUUCUACUGCCAUGAUUGCCCAAAAUCACAAUUGCUGGAGAGGAGACCCAGACAUUAAAGUUCCCUGGAUGAUGCAAACAUUAUUAACUACCAUUAAAAAAUGGAAAAUGAUAUUGGUUGCAAAAAAGGCAUUGAAAUAGGAGUCAAGAAAUUGGAUCAUUGUCUUUAAUGCCUCAUUACUUGUGAUCUUGAGCAAGUCACUUUUAAUGCCUAGUGUGAAUUCUUUAUCUGUAACCUACUUGGAUAAUCUCUGGAGUCUUUUCUAUUCUAAAAUACUUUGAAUUUAAUGAAGAAAAUUGCAUAAGGAAAUAAUUUUACAGGGAUUGUUAACCAGCUAAGUGCAAGACAGGUUGAAGGUAAGAAGCCAUUGAGAUAAAGCACCAUUCAGAACUGUUGUCCUUUUUAGUAUGGGCAUGCCAGUGGGUUCCUAGAGGAAGCUGGCUGCUUUGCAAAUGGAAAAGGGGACACUUUAAGGCAUCAGUUAAGGACUACUCUGUCCUGCCCCUAUAAAGAUUUUAGGGUACUUUAUUUAAGUAUGAAUAUUCAGGGAUUUGGUUGCUAUGAUUUUAUUUUUUUCGUGUAACUUAAUAUUUUUUAUUUCUAGCAAAAGAUUGAAUAAAGAAUGACAUAUUUUGCCAUAAGUGUUUAAGGGAUGUGCUGUUAAUCAGUUUGUGCAGUGGAAAUAAUUAAUGGAAUAAUUUCUUAGAUCAUAUUCUUUAAGGGUUUCUGAAAAAUGAUCAAUAAGGAAUUUGACUAACACUCUGCCAGAUAAGAGGUAGGAAUCUAUUUAGAAUAUGUUCGUAUAGUCCUCCUAAUAUUGUGUUGUUAUUAUCAGUUGUUAGAUUGAAAGAAAAAUUUGACUCAGAAUUAUAACCUUUUAAACUUUUUUUUAAAAUUUGUUUUUAUUCUUUGCAAAAAGGUGAUAACCUUUUUUAUAAGAUGAUUAUAAGAAGGAAGUGAGAGGAAGUAGUAUAGUGCUUUGUUGAUAAGUGCCCAAUAAAUUUUAAUUUUACUGUCCUUCCAGUCACCUGCUCAUAUACAAGCUUAUUUAUACAUAUUUAUAUUUUUGCCUGUUUUAGUUUUUUUAUACCAAGAAAAACUCCUUGAGUUCUUCCCAUUUUUCUUUUUCUUUUUUUCAGCUGUAUGUCCUAUUCUUGGCAUAAUAUUUUAGAGAUGAUUUUCUGUGAUUGUUUCUAAUUAUACUAGUGAGAGAUUAGAUUUUUUUCCCCUUGACCCUAUUCAGUUGUGUUAGUUUGAUUCAAGCAACUCAAAGUUAAUUACUUAGUAUAUUUAGUUUCCAAAAAACAAAUCUUUAUAUAUACCUUUCCAGUGCCAUUAAUUCUUUAUGUUUUAAAGAAAUUCAGUUUUUAAAAUAAAUUUAAAGUAACAAUUAUUAAGUAUUCAGGGGUUGAUGAUCCAAUUUGAAGUGACGUAUUCUUUUUUUAUCUUUUUAUACUACAACAAAAUUAAACUUGACUUUUUGAAUUUAUUAGCUGUUUUUGUGAAGAUUAAUUUUAGAAAGCUAAAAUUAAACACUGAAAGUAAGUUACUUUAUUCCAUACGGUCUCUGUCCAGUUUUAGCACUAAAAUCAGUUCAAGGAUGCCAAUCCCUAAUUGACCAAAUAGCCUUACCAUUCUUGUUUUCUUCUCCAAAUUUGUUUUUUUGCUGGUCAGAUAAUUUCCAAUCUCUAAAAUAUUCCUGAAAUUAUAAAUUUUUAUGAUACAGCAUAGAAUAAUAUGUAUGUGGAGACUUGAAGGAGUCAAAUCUCAAUGAGCCUUUUGUAGGGCUUAACGAUUAUUAAAAGGGGGCCAAAAAGGCACUAAUUUUUGGAAAGUGUAUGUUUGUUUAUGGUGGUGAAUGUGUAGAGAGGGUGAAAAGUAAAGGAAAAGUAAAACAGGAAGAAAGAAAACUGAUAGGUAUGAAGAUGAGAGAGAAAGAAAAUGGAAGAGAGCAAGACGUGGAGAUUUAGAAAAAAAGUUGAGGGAAACGUAUUCAAAAGGGAAAAAGAAAGCAGGGGGAAAAUACAUUAGAGGUGUUGAAAUUAGGCAUUCACAGGAGUGCUAAUCAAGAGUUCCGUUGGGCUCCUGUCUUGCUGCUAUUAAAGGGCAUUAGGAGCUAAGAGAUCUAAAUUCUAGUCCUAGUUCUUUGUGUUGCCAUGGAGAAGUCAGUUAACUUACAUGAGGCUCAGUUUCCUUACCUGUGUGUAAAAUGGGAACAUUGAACUAGGUGAUCUUUAAGAUCCUUCUGGCUCUAAAAUUGUUUGACAUUAUCUUGGUGGUCAGUAACUGUGAGAAACACAUUCCUGAGGAAAAUUUGCAGCUAUAGCUGACUUCAGGACAGCAUGUUUAGGGAGUAGAAUGUGCACUAGGCCUUCCAAUGAGGGGGAUGAGCAACAAUACCCCUCAGUUAAAUCGCAGCUUAUCACAAGGCACUCAGUUACCGAGCCACGUCACGCCAACAACAGGGGUACCAACAAUGUCACUUCACACGCCUCCAUCUCCAAGCAGGGGUAUUUUGCCUAUGAAUCCUAGGAAUAUGAUGAACCACUCCCAGGUUGGUCAGGGCAUUGGAAUUCCUAGCAGGACAAAUAGCAUGAGCAGUUCAGGGUUAGGUAGCCCCAACAGAAGCUCGCCAAGCAUAAUAUGUAUGCCAAAGCAGCAGCCUUCUCGACAGCCUUUUACUGUGAACAGUAUGUCUGGAUUUGGAAUGAACAGGAAUCAGGCAUUUGGAAUGAAUAACUCCUUAUCAAGUAACAUUUUUAAUGGAACAGAUGGAAGUGAAAAUGUGACAGGAUUGGACCUUUCAGAUUUCCCGGCAUUAGCAGACCGAAACAGAAGGGAAGGAAGUGGUAACCCAACUCCAUUAAUAAACCCCUUGGCUGGAAGAGCUCCUUAUGUUGGAAUGGUAACAAAACCAGCAAAUGAACAAUCCCAGGACUUCUCAAUACACAAUGAAGAUUUUCCAGCAUUACCAGGCUCCAGCUAUAAAGAUCCAACAUCAAGUAAUGAUGACAGUAAAUCUAAUUUGAAUACAUCUGGCAAGACAACUUCAAGUACAGAUGGACCCAAAUUCCCUGGAGAUAAAAGUUCAACAACACAAAAUAAUAACCAGCAGAAAAAAGGGAUCCAGGUGUUACCUGAUGGUCGGGUUACUAACAUUCCUCAAGGGAUGGUGACGGACCAAUUUGGAAUGAUUGGCCUGUUAACAUUUAUCAGGGCAGCAGAGACAGACCCAGGAAUGGUACAUCUUGCAUUAGGAAGUGACUUAACAACAUUAGGCCUCAAUCUGAACUCUCCUGAAAAUCUCUACCCCAAAUUUGCGUCUCCCUGGGCAUCUUCACCUUGUCGACCUCAAGACAUAGACUUCCAUGUUCCAUCUGAGUACUUAACGAACAUUCACAUUAGGGAUAAGCUGGCUGCAAUAAAACUUGGCCGAUAUGGUGAAGACCUUCUCUUCUAUCUCUAUUACAUGAACGGAGGAGACGUAUUACAACUUUUAGCUGCAGUGGAGCUUUUUAACCGUGAUUGGAGAUACCACAAAGAAGAACGAGUAUGGAUUACCAGGGCACCAGGCAUGGAGCCAACAAUGAAAACCAAUACCUAUGAGAGGGGAACAUAUUACUUCUUUGACUGUCUUAACUGGAGGAAAGUAGCUAAGGAGUUCCAUCUGGAAUAUGACAAAUUAGAAGAACGGCCUCACCUGCCAUCCACCUUCAACUACAACCCUGCUCAGCAAGCCUUCUAAAAAAAAAAAAAAAAAAAAAAAAGACUUCCCUUUUCUUGGGGUAUGGCUGUCUCAGCACAAUACUCAACAUAACUGCAGAACUGAUGUGGCUCAGGCACCCUGGUUUUAAUUCCUUGAGGAUAUGGCAAUUGGCUUAUGCAAAGGGUCACCAUUUGAGGUCCUGCCUUACUAAUUAUGUGCUGCCCAACAACUAAAUUUGUAAUUUGUUUUUCUCUAGUUUGAGCAGGGUCUGAAUUUUUUCAUUUAUUUCCUUUUUUGCCAGCAGACAGACUUGAGUCUGUAAAGACAAGCAAAUACACUGACAGAAGUUUACCAUAGUUUCUAAAAUGUAAAAAAGAAAACCCACAAAAGACUCAAGAAAAUUAGACCACAAAUUUUACAUUGUUCAUUGUAACACUAUUGGUAAUAAAAUAACAAAUGUUUGUGCAUUUUUAUGUGAAGAUCCUUCUCGUAUUUCAUUUGGAAAGAUGAGCAAGGUCUGCUUCCUUCAUUUUACUUCCCCUUCUGUUUUUGAAAGGCAGUUUCGCCAAGCUUAAUGCAAGAAUAUCUGACUGCUUAGAAGAAAGAUAUUGCCACAAUCUCUGGAUGGUUUUCCAGGGUUGUGUUAUUACUGAGCUUCAUCUUUCCAGAAUGAGCAAAACACUGUCCAGUCUUUGUUACGAUUUUGUAAUAAAUGUGUACAUUUUUUUUAAAUUUUUGGACAUCACAUGAAUAAAGGUAUGUAUGUACGAAUGUGUAUAUAUUAUAUAUAUGACAUCUAUUUUGGAAAAUGUUUGCCCUGCUGUACCUCAUUUUUAGGAGGUGUGCAUGGAUGCAAUAUAUGAAAAUGGGACAUUCUGGAACUGCUGGUCAGGGGACUUUGUCGCCCUGUGCACUAAAAGGGCCAGAUUUUCAGCAGCCAAGGACAUCCAUACCCAAGUGAAUGUGAUGGGACUUAAAGAAGUGAACUGAGACAAUUCACUCUGGCUGUUUGAACAGCAGCGUUUCAUAGGAAGAGAAAAAAAGAUCAAUCUUGUAUUUUCUGACCACAUAAAGGCUUCUUCUCUUUGUAAUAAAGUAGAAAAGCUCUCCUCA
Symphalangus syndactylus (siamang) is the source of this 10310-nucleotide messenger RNA. RefSeq names its product CCR4-NOT transcription complex subunit 2 (gene CNOT2). NCBI's taxonomy places the organism in Eukaryota, Metazoa, Chordata, Mammalia, Primates, Hylobatidae. The record is from RefSeq and is a predicted model, not a curated record. Gene Ontology annotation, cellular component: CCR4-NOT core complex. Gene Ontology annotation, biological process: regulation of DNA-templated transcription.